GCCUCGUGGUGAACUGGACACCAUGGACAAACUAGCCAGCCACGCCUGUCCGGUAAGGUUCCGCACUAUUACCACCUAGUGAACAACGCCGGCGGUGAUGGUUGUGGUGGUGGUGGUGGUGAUGGUGAUGCGAGAAGUGUUGUUGGAUGCAGAAUGUGAAAGUUUGUGACGUAAAUGACUGUUAUGUGUGGUUGGGAAUCAUCUUAACACUCGCUCAGUGUGCUGCUCUAACCCCUUCAAUUGGUCUGCUCGUCACGAGAAAAAGGGUUGAGAGCACUUUUGUGAAUUCCGCAGUCGCCCAAAACAUUAUGUGUUUUGAUGGCUGAUCACUAGAUUGGUCUAGGGCAGACCUUGAUGUGAGGGAUAUACAUUAAGAUGAUUUCUUUGCGCUCAUCACGAUGUCAAGAAUUUCGAAGUUCCGAAACUAAAUGAUUCUGACUCGUACAGGCGUGUACCUACAGUACCGUGUUUUGUAUGCACGUCCAACAUUGUAGGAAUAGUGUAAAACCCUGACCAAUCCUGAUCAACGGUGAUGGGCCGUCUUUGUUGGAAGAGGAAAGUGUUGAGUUGAUUGCAGGGAGUCGAAUGAGUUAUGUAGUUACCAGCACAACAAGGUUUGCGACUUGCCCUCAACUUGAUGUGUCGAGAUGAAGCCAUCACGACGUGCAUUGCCUUAUAUUGUCUAAGGUAUCCAGAUCGUUGUGGCUUCUUACGGGUCUCCGAGCUCCUCAAGAAGCGGGAAGGGACCCAGUAGAAGAAGCUUGGUGCGUUGAGGCUCAACAUCCUCUGUACGGCACCAUCAGCGGCAGUUUAUGCCUCCACCAGUCCCGCUUCUCCAACGAUUGCCGAACAUGGCACUGGAUUGGUGUGGUGUAUUGAAGUUUGAGUGUGAGUGUCGAGCGCCGAGUGUGUGUGUGCGCGAGUCUGAGUGUACGUGAAAUGUGCUUGACUGGCUUCAAUCAUACUCAAGGAGAUAAUAUCGGCGAUCCUAAAUAGCCAUUUAUUCUAACUUCCUCCCCCUGUAUUCACCAAGCUGCGCGAUUGUUUCGAAAGUGAAGCUCAAUCAUCAGAGAUUGUCUCCAUUCCUUCUUCAAAUGUCCGAAGCAUUGGGAAUUCGGCCGUGCAUGUCAGCGACUAAGGAUUUAUCGGUUAUCCCAAUGAAGCAGUUCCGAUAUCUGAACAAGGAUUUUCCAUCAAGAUUAAGCCCUCGUUAGCGAGCUUUGCUUAGGCCCGUGAUGACAUCUUAACAUUGUGGCCGACGACACCCGUUUUAACCUGAUUAAUAACCACGGAAGAAAUGCCCAAACCGUUGAUGAAAUGGUAUUGAUACCAUUUGUCAGCCAUCAGCGGCAAAGCCUGCAAUGUAGCAUUGCCCGGUACAAUCUUAACGCUUUUCUCAAGAGGAGGCUGGACUGCCAUCAAUAGUCUGAUGUUAGAGCACAAUUCAUCCUUGAACACAAAACAAAGUGUUGAGACUCCAUUAACAACGUUAGACCAGGAGUCGAGCAGAGUGGAGUACAUGAUACUGUUCUCGGACAGCAGAGCCCAGAACGGGGGCAUGUGUCAUAUUUCGAGUCGGUGAAGUUUCGGUAAAAAAUAAAGUGAGAAAGAAAAUAGACGUCAUCACCAGUCAUGAGAGGGAGGGAUAGGAGCCUGGAGUGAUAACUGGCCUGCACGAGUUUGAUAUCGACAUCUGACGAGAAUUGCGCAAUGAUUGCCAAUGAUUUUUGCACUUCAACACCACCAUGAUUUUAUGUAUCAAUAAGAUUGAUAACAGGAAAGAUGUGUGACCCUUUUGCCAACGAUCUGGCAGUUGUGUUUUCCACAUCGCCCAGCCUUGACACAUGCCUGGCAUCCGCACCUAUUCAUUGCCUAAAGCGCGGCGCCACCGAGGCAAGGGUAGGGUAGCUCUCAACCUCAGGGACAUGGGCUUAAGAUUCUUCCAAACCUCAAUGAGCUAGCGUAACAGCACAGUCGUUCUCUCUUGUUGUUUCCCGGGAAUGAUGCCUGCUUGUCUCUCGGUGUUCCCGCUCCCUAUGGUCUUCUCCAAGGUCCCUUCUUUGUUUCGAAUUGGACGGUCAUCGUCCGAUCACGGAAAGGACUCGGGUUUCUAGGCAGCCAGAUUUGGCGGCCGAGUGCCCGACUCCGACAAGUGAGCCAGAAAUGCUAUGCUACGAAGUCCUCGUGACGGACGAUAUGCUGUCGCAUUGCUGCUGUUCAGCUAACAGUUACAAGAUGCGAGGGUUCUUGAUAGGCGAGCGUCAGCGGCUCAAAAGAUGAUGUUUUCUCCAACUAUGGAGUCCGACUCCUCACGGGAAGGACUCCACCAUAACCUUCUGGAGCCAGAAUCGAAGCCUUCGACUUCCCACCCUCGUCCUUCAGCAGAUGCAAUGGCGGGAAGAUGAGGGGUUUCCAAGGGACCCUGCUCCACUGAGAUCUGCUUUGGUGGGAACACCCGCUAUGCUUGCGGGAGCCAUUGAACGGUUGGCGUCGACAACAAGAUGAGGGACCCUGGAACAACGUCUCGAGACGAUGCUGUGUUAGCAUUGGGUGCUGGUCAAUGUGAUUACUGGCGUGCCUGCAUUUCACGGACAGCUGAGUGCGUGACCAAGAAGUUCCUCUGGGCCGAUGUCCGGCUUUGAUCAAACCCAGGCGACUUUCCGAUAGCGUUUCCUUUUUCCACGGACCAUUGUCUCCAACGUCCCAGGAGUACCUUGUACUCUCGGCGAAUUUUGCUUGCCUUCCUUUCCUUUUGUCCCCACCUUACUUUUCCUAUUCUCUUGGCACGCUUCAUCAGGACUGCAAUAGCCGCCAGGCCAUCGAAAGUCGAUUCUGUCAUGCUCAAAAUUUCGAUCGAGCAAUGCACGAGUCAAGUGGUCGCCGUGGUAUGGACAUUGCUCGUUCACUCAUAAACUGAGCGGAUCGAGCACUAAGUUCGCAUUCUGAGCAAUGCCGUGUCAGCCUUGAUUCAAGGCCCUUGAAUCAACAGACUGGGGCUCGUUUUCGCUUGACUCGUGGAUCCUGCAUAUCAUCUUGGAAAAACGGCUUCUUCGAGUCACGAGCCGAAUGUUGACCCAUUUAGGCAUAUGGCUGGCCUCUAACAGUUAGCUGGCCUAGGAAAUUGUUGUCAAGUGUGUUUCGUAGUAUGAGGCGGUAUGUCGGAAAGUAGUAUUAUUAACUGAACAGAGUUGUUCAGGCUUGUUGCCAAGACCCGACACGGCCAGCGUUAUCAAGUUGCACGCGACAGGCAUGCCUGUGAUGGUCGUAUUCUUUGUCACUUGGUUUUAUCAUGUUCAUAACAUGACCACGGCAAACCAACCAUUGGUUAUCGACCGAUAUGUCAUUAAAAUGAAAGAAGCAAUUCGUCGUCCGGGUAAUUGUGAGACAAAAGGAAAAUCAGGCACUGAGAUCUGGACGUAUGUAUUCAUUAAGCAGCAGUCUGUCUUGUCUCAGCUUUCUAAGGGCGAUUUCAUCUUGACACUGGUUAGAGCAAUAUUAGGUAGUCGAGAAAAGCUAUUCGUGAACACUAGCUCUGCAGCGUUCGGACUAGCCUCUAUACUUGUUCACAAGAUCAGGCAAAAAACGCAGGGAAAAUCGUUUAAGUGAGAAACGCUGCAUGAUCUGGUCGAGGAAUCCCGGUGCGAACUCGGUGUCCGAGUCGUGUAUGAGGUAAUGCGGUGAGAGGACUGAAUUUGGUGUGAAGCAUCGUGACCUUGGGUGUGCAGCGAGGCCGGCUACGACACCGGGAAUCGAAAGACCAGUGCCAGGUAUCGUGUACAAGGGACACACAAGCGCGUUAUGCUUGCCAGGUAGCAAAACAAUGCGUACCUGUUACGAAAUCACCCAACCUCCAGCAUUCCCUGCAGACGCCCCCACCCCUGCGAGUAACUUACCUUUUCAACCUAUCAAGUGUACAGUAUCGACCGUGCGAAUCUUUGAACACAAGCCGUUUGUGAAGUUGUUCGACGCGUUGUGCAUCAUCCUGGAUGUGAUUUUUGAUAGCAAUGUUUCCCUGUCUGUGUUCAGGAUCGCAAGAUGAGAAGGAUCGUUGCAAGUGCCGUCAGAGCCCUGGCCAUACAAAACGACGCAAAGACAAAAAACUUGGUGUAAGAAAGAUGUCAGUUUAAUGUCGCUGAUGAUGAUAAUAUGGCAACUCAGUGAUUGCUACCAGACCUUUUAUCAUAUGAGACGAACUUUUCAAUACAGACUCUUAGUACGUAGCUGAUUGA
Molecule: messenger RNA, 4229 nt
Organism: Fusarium verticillioides 7600
Lineage: Eukaryota; Fungi; Ascomycota; Sordariomycetes; Hypocreales; Nectriaceae
Exons: 2
Coding region: 3250-3606 (118 amino acids)
Source: RefSeq, a predicted model, not a curated record